ACAAGGAAACCCUAGAACAGCAAGCCGCGGAGAUCGAGAGAGUCCAUGUCGCCGCUUCGGUUCUUUGGCUCUCUCAUCGUGGGCAGGCUCUCCUCACGCCGCAUCGGCAGCCAGGCUUUGGGAUCCGCGAGGCUCCGGCACCAAUCUAGGAACUUUGCCGACGGUGUGGGUGGAUCUACCUUCCCUGGCAGGUUACCCGUCGGUGAAUCGCGUGUUAGUGCUGUAACAGUAGGUGCCUGCUUAUCUAUCUUGAUGGGAGGAAUGUGGUAUUUCAAGGAGGAUGCAGAGAAGCCAGUAGCCCUCAAGCAGAAUCAUCACGAGGAGGCUAUGGAAGAGGAAACCAUUGAGGAGAAAGCCAUGACGAAGAGGUUUGAGGACUGGAUGAUCAAAUACGAUCGCAAGUACAAGGACAAGGAGGAGAAGGCGAUGCGGUACGAGCUAUUCAAGCUCACUGCCCAGCAUGUGGACCAGAACAACGCAACGCCGGGCACUUUAUGCACUCUAGGAACAAAUCAGUUCGCCGACUUAACCGAGGAGGAGUUCAGUUGGUGUUGUGGAGGUCCUCGUUCUAUUAUAUCCGGCAAGGAGAUCAUGAGGCGUGGUUACCUCUAGACGAUGGUGGUAUCGAUCAUCCUUGAUUAAUGCCCGUAGUGUGCCAUGCUAUACUAGAUGUAUGGCAGGAAUGAACCUAGCUUAGCUGUGACAAAAGAAAAGGCUUGCUGCACUGCAGCAGUUAUUCUGAAACUAGAAACGCGUACAACCAUUUUUCUGAACCUCUUUUGGUUGGUGACCUCCAGGGGCAGGGGAGCUAAGUUGGUGUGUGGAUACAUCAGUUCAGAGCAGCUAACUGUUAUUCUGAAUCUAUCUUGGGUCGUGA
Molecule: messenger RNA, 877 nt
Organism: Hordeum vulgare subsp. vulgare (domesticated barley)
Lineage: Eukaryota; Viridiplantae; Streptophyta; Magnoliopsida; Poales; Poaceae
Exons: 4
Coding region: 46-612 (188 amino acids)
Source: RefSeq, a predicted model, not a curated record